This is a messenger RNA of Nannospalax galili (Upper Galilee mountains blind mole rat), 2165 nucleotides long. RefSeq names its product flavin containing dimethylaniline monoxygenase 4 (gene Fmo4). The coding region runs from base 213 to 1922 and encodes 569 amino acids. Lineage: Eukaryota; Metazoa; Chordata; Mammalia; Rodentia; Spalacidae. The transcript has 9 exons. The record is from RefSeq and is a predicted model, not a curated record. Gene Ontology annotation, molecular function: flavin adenine dinucleotide binding; NADP binding; N,N-dimethylaniline monooxygenase activity.
ACCUUCCUGUUGUCAACAGCAUGACAGAAGAAAACAACAGGCUUUUGAGUUAAAUUCAGAGUACGUUGAUCGAAGUCAGCAACGUGCUUUCCUUUUAGAACAAGGCUUUGAGAGUCAAACUUGUUCCUUUAAAAAAAAAUUAAAAAUCACCUUUGGCUUCUCAGCUCUGAGUUUAAGUCCAAGUAUCUUCUCUGUGCUUCCAAGAGUAUACCAUGGCCAAGAAGAUUGCGGUGAUUGGAGCUGGUGUGAGUGGCCUGUCCUCCAUCAAGUGCUGCUUGGAUGAGAACCUGGAGCCCACCUGUUUUGAGAGAAGUAGUGACUUUGGGGGACUCUGGAAGUAUGCGGAAACUUCCAAUGAUGGGAUGACCAGGGUCUACAGGUCACUAGUGACAAAUGUCUGCAAGGAGAUGUCAUGUUACAGUGACUUCCCAUUUCAAGAAGACUACCCCAAUUACAUGAGCCAUGAGAAAUUCUGGAACUAUCUCCGAGAAUUUGCAGAGCACUUUGACCUCCUGAAAUAUAUUCGGUUUAAGACUACCGUGUGCAGCGUAACUCAACGUCCAGACUUCUCUGAAACUGGUCAAUGGGAUGUUGUCACUGAGACAAAUGGCAAGCAGGACAGAGCUGUGUUCGAUGCUGUCAUGGUUUGUACAGGGCAUUUCCUGAGUCCCAAUUUACCUUUGGAGUCCUUCCCUGGAAUCCAUAAGUUUCAAGGUCAGAUCCUACACAGCCAAGAGUACAGGAUUCCAGACCCCUUUCAAGACAAGCGCGUCCUAGUGGUUGGUCUUGGGAACACUGGUGGAGACAUAGCAGUGGAGCUCAGUCAAAGGGCAGCUCAGGUAGUUCUCAGCACUAGAACUGGCACUUGGGUUAUCAGCCGCUCCUCAAGUGGGGGCUACCCAUUUAAUAUGAUGAAUACAAGAAGAUGGUAUAAUUUGAUUGCACGAGUUCUGCCUUCGCGUUUCCUAAGCUGGAAUCAAGAGAGGCAGAUGAAUAAGAUAUUGAACCAUGAGAAUUAUGGAUUAACUAUUACAAAAGGGACAAAAAAGAAAUUUAUUGUGAAUGACGAGCUCCCAUUCUGCAUCCUCUGUGGGAAAGUGGCUGUGAAAACCAGCGUGAAGGAUUUUACAGAGACCUCUGUUAUCUUUGAAGAUGGGACAGUAGAAACCAACAUUGACGUCGUGAUCUUCGCUACAGGAUACAGAUUUUCUUUUCCCUUUUUGGAAGAACCCCUCAAAAGCCUUUGUACAAACAAGGUCAUCCUAUACAAGCAAGUUUUUCCCCCAAACCUAGAGAGAACAACAUUAGCCAUCAUUGGCCUUAUUGGCCUUACUGGGUCCAUCUUAGCAGGCACAGAGCUCCAAGCACGAUGGGCCACAAGGGUAUUCAAAGGGCUCUGUACCAUACCUCCAUCCCAGAAGUUAAUGGCUGAAGCAACUAAAAAGGAGCAGCUCAUUAAAAGGGGUGUGAUUAAAGAUACCAGUAAAGACAAACUCAACUUCAUUUCCUACUUGGAUGAGCUUGCUGCAUGCAUAGGCUCGAAGCCUAACAUCCCAUUUCUGUUCAUCACAGAUCCCAGGCUAGCUUGGGAAGUUUUCUUUGGACCAUGUACCCCUUACCAAUACCGCCUAGUGGGCCCUGGAAAAUGGAGUGGAGCCAGAAAUGCUAUCCUGACCCAGUGGGACAGGACCAUAAAACCGUUAAAAACAAGAAUUGUUACUAAUUCUCCUGAGCCUGCCUCCCUGUCACGCUACUUAAAAGCUUGGGGGCCACCUGUCCUGCUUGCCUCUCUUUUACUAAUCUAUAAAUAUUCUCUCUUUCUUAAAUUGGUGCAAUAUAAACUACAAGGCAGAAUUUCCCCUUACCUAAGGCUAUGGCAUGCCCCCAGAAUUCAUGAGUUGGCAAAUUGGUCUGCAGUGUGACAUGAGGCCUCCAGCCUCCUACGUGAAUUGAUGCUGCACUCAGCUGCUAGAGUAGUAAACAUAAGAGCAGAUUGUUCUAAAGGCUGCACCUUGUUUCAACACUUGCUUGUGUGUUUACUUGCCCAUCUCCCCUCUACUAUGUUAUGACACAGUACAAACCUCUUAGUAGAAGCUGCCACUAUGUCCUUAAACCUUCCAGCCUCUAGAACUGCAAACAAAAUAAACCUGUUAUUUUACCCAUUC